ACCAGCUUCUAGAAGCUCAUUGCGGUGGCGUUGGUCCUGACUGCGGGUGCUGAUGCAGUUUCUGCAAGACCAUAAGCUGAAUGCCUGGAACCCUUGAUAUUUUGCUGUCCCUAGUGCCUGUCGGUGGACUGUACUGUUAAUUCACCUAGAGUUUGAAGGGGACUGUAUUCCUGCUGGUGAUACAUUUGCAAGCUGUAGUACCUUGGACGAGAUGACAGCCAUCUCCCCGGACCCUCAAACUCUGGCCUCAAAUGAACCAAACAAGGUCCUAAGAAUGGAUACUCCUGGGGAUCAAGAAGCUAUCCGGAGAGGAGACACGACUGACCCAGAGACUUUUAGACAGAGGUUCAGGUGGUUUUGUUACUCAGAAGUGGCUGGACCCAGAAAAGCCCUGAAUCAGCUCUGGGAGCUCUGCAUUCAGUGGCUGAGACCAGACAUCCACACGAAAGAACAGAUUUUAGAGCUUUUGGUGUUUGAGCAAUUCCUGACCAUUUUGCCUGGGGAGAUCAGGAUAUGGGUAAAGUCACAACGUCCUGAGAGUAGCGAGGAAGUAGUGACCCUCAUAGAGGAUUUGACCCAAACACUUGAAGAAAAGGAAGAUCCAGCCUCUCAAGAGUCUGUUAUUUCUGAAGAGGAGAACCCUGAAGAAAAUAAAAUGGUUUCUGUCCUUCCAAGUGCUGAGUCCCCGGAGUCCAUAACAUUCAAGGAUGUGGCUGUGAACUUUUCCAGAGGAGAGUGGAGAAAACUGGAGCCUUUUCAAAAGGAGCUCUUUAAGGAAGUGCUACUGGAGAACUUUAGGAACCUAGAAUUUUUGGGCUUUGCAGUUUCCAAAUUAGAUUUGAUUUCCCAGCUUAAGUGGGUUGAACUGCCAUGGCUGCUGGAAAAAGAAGUCUCAAAAGGCUCCAGACCAGAGUGUGAACCUAGAGGUGAAUUGAAGGAAUCCUUUCGAAAUCAAGAUGCUCUCCUGGAUGAAUCAACUUUAAAUAAAAUAAUAGAAAGAUGCCUAAUGGGUGGGGAUCAUGGCUUAAUGGGAGAAUCCCGGAAGCGUAGCAGUAAGGAAUAUUCACAAGGCGCAGUCACACAAAAGAAAACUCAUGGGAGAGGCAGUAAGGGUGAGGAAUUUGACCCAGAUAAGAGCCCCUUUGGAAGUAAUUUCAAACAAACCUCGGACAUAAUUAAACAUCUGAGAGUCUACUUAAGGAAGAAAUCUCGGAAGUAUAAUGAAUGCAAGAAACCCUUCAGUUUUCAUUCAGACCUUAUGAACCGCAAAGAACACACUGGAGAAAAGCCACGGAAAUGUAACGAAGGCAGGAAAGCCCUAGGUCACUCUUCAUCUCUUACUGAACAUCAGAAACAUCAGAAAAUGGGGAGGAAUUUGGGGAGGAAGGCCCAGAAAUGCAGUAACUGUGGGAUAGCCUUUACACGAAGCUUGUCCCUUACUAAGAGAAGAAACUGCACUAUAUGUGAAAAAUGUUGGAAAAAUCUACAUCAAGAUGCAUCCUCAGAUAAAGAUGAGGGAGCUGAGAUGGGAGAAAAGACCCACAAAUGUAGCAAAUGUGGAAAAGCCUUCGGCUAUAGUGCCUCCCUGACCAAACAUAGGAGAAUUCACACAGGGGAAAAACCCUAUAUGUGCAAUGAAUGCGGAAAAGCUUUCAGUGACAGUUCAUCCCUCACGCCACAUCACAGAACUCAUAGUGGAGAGAAACCCUACAAAUGUGAUGAUUGUGGAAAAGCUUUCACCCUGAGUGCCCACCUCAUUAAACAUCAGAGAGUUCAUACUGGAGAAAAACCCUACAAAUGUAAAGAAUGUGGGAGACCCUUCAGUGACAGUUCAUCUCUUAUUCAACAUCAGCGAAUUCAUACUGGAGAAAAACCCUACACGUGUAACAAUUGUGGAAAGUCCUUCAGUCACAGCUCAUCCCUUUCCAAACAUCAGAGGAUUCAUACUGGAGAGAAACCCUAUAAAUGUGGUGAAUGUGGAAAAGCCUUUAGACAGAAUUCUUGCCUUACUCGACAUCAGAGAAUCCACACUGGAGAAAAACCCUAUUUGUGUAAUGACUGUGGGAUGACUUUCAGCCAUUUUACAUCUGUCAUUUAUCACCAGAGGCUUCAUUCGGGAGAAAAACCCUACAAGUGUACCCAGUGUGAGAAAGCCUUCCCUACCCAUUCGCUCCUCAGUCGUCAUCAGAGAAUUCAUACUGGUGUAAAACCUUAUAAAUGUAAAGAGUGUGGAAAAUCGUUCAGUCAGAGUUCAUCUCUCAAUGAACAUCAUCGAAUUCAUACUGGAGAGAAGCCCUAUGAAUGUAACUACUGUGGAGCAACCUUCAGCCGCAGCUCAAUCCUGGUAGAACACCUAAAAAUUCAUACCGGAAGGAGAGAAUAUGAAUGUAACGAAUGUGAAAAGACAUUUAAGAGUAACUCAGGCCUCAUCAGACAUCGGGGAUUUCACUCUGGAGAGUAGUUCUUGAAAUACUGUAAAGGGGUGUGGGUGGGGGGUGGUGGGGGUGGUGGAAUCUCACCAAAUUGUCCCUUAUUAAAAACCUGGGGUGUAAACUACCACAGCCUUGAUCUGCAGCCACAACUUUGAUGGGUUGGCAGCUAGGAAAAACACUUUCUCCCAUGCACGCUUCUUUGGCAAAUCCUAAUUUGGGUUGGUAAAGUCACAUUGAAAGUGAAGAACGCAGGCGAGAUGGGCAACGAUUCUAAAAGGCCAAAUGCAGAUUUAAAAAGCAAGAAGUGGUGCACAAGACCCACUUAACCAUUUCUCUUCAAGAGGUUUCUCUUAGCUUCUAGCAAGAACUGGUCGAAUUCUGUUCCAGUUUGCCAACCACCUCGCUAUAUCACCUUGGAGCAUGUCAUUUGCCCUUUCUAAAUUUGAGUUUCUUUACUGGUACAAUGAAGUGGCUGAGGCUCAUGAUUUCUGAGUUUACAUCUGAUCCUCUCUGAAGCUGUGGGAAUAAGCUAAACACUUGGCUCGUUGGAAUUUUCAAGUUUCUGUGGUAGGAAAUUACUCAAGAGCGUGAGCUUCUAGCAUAGUGAGAAUGAAGUAUACUCUUGGAAUACUUGAUGCCAAAUCCCUAGACUGUCAGCAGGAACAAGUCGGUGAAGCUCACGCAGGUGUGUUUUCAGGGAGCGUUUUAAUUGGACAAAGUAUCCCAACCUGUUUUUUCCUCUGGACUUUGAGUAAGGGGCUUAGGAAUCUAGAGGGCAUGCGUGGGAGCCAUCUCAGCCAUGAGAGUACCAGUCCUCGGAAAAUAGGUUGGGGGCUGGGGAAGGGGGUGGUAGGGGAAGAAAUGGGUGCUGAAAGCAGAGCUAUUCUGGAUGGAUUGUCUUUUGCAAAAUAGAAUUAUAUUUUUUUAAAAGUUUGCUUAUAGUAAGUAUAGCUCCUUGUAAUUGGAGUGCAAACAUUGGGUAUGGCAAAGGUCAUGAGCUAAGAAUGGGCCAUUUGAUAUGGUUUAGUUGGUCUGCACGAUAAGGGGUGUGUGUAUGUGUGUUGGUGGAGUUGUCACCAUUUAAAAAUUAGAUUUCAUAUUUAAAAAAAUAAAGGCUUGCCUUGAAAAAUUGCAAGGGGUGACCACACUGGCCCAUAUUUCAGUGGAGUAGUCAGCUGGUUUGGUGUGGUGCCUGCUGCCUUUACAUGGGGAAUCCACUCUUCUACUUGCCAAGUUCUCUCGUUUAUAGGACCUGACUUGCCCACUAUAGGAACUUGAUACUAUGAUCCUCUACCAUCUGGAGAAUGCAGAUCCUAAAAACUAAAGAGACUCUAUUGAUACGGAUAUUCAGGAAAAGAAUGUAGAAAUAAAAAAAAAAAAACUUUUCAGUUACAUUUUCUUGUUGAAACUGGACCUGAAAGGAAUAGAGUGUGCAGAUACUAGUGGAUUGUUACUUAGAAAUCUCAUUGGUGGAGUGUGAAUAACAAUUUCUAACUGAAAAAGGAACUAGAGCCCUGAGUCCAUUUGGGUUACGUCUCAGGUGAUAGGGUUCUGGAGGUGCCCUACUGAUUCAACAGUGGUACUAAAAAGUUCCUCAAGUUGAAGUUUGAGGCAGCUGUUAUAUGAAAGAGAAUGAAACCAGAAAACUUUUGGCUUAUGGAAGAAGAUCUUUCAUGCUUACUGGAGACUCAGCAAUAUUUGCUGUGAUUUAAUAGGUGUGGGUUUGCAGUGCUACCUCUGGAUUAUACUGUUGGUUUCUUCCUUGUACCCCAACUCUCCCCACCCCAAAGCUUGUAGUUCAGAUACUGCUGAGUGGUAAAUUGAUCUGCAUAGUUAAUUGCUCAGUGGACCAACCAGAGACAUUCUAGCCAUGAAAGGAAUAUGGUUUAUGAGAAUCAUUCAAUCUGGUCUCAGUGUUUUUUGUGAACAUAUAUAAACCCUGGUUUGGUUUUUUUUUUCUGAAAAGGUAGAGUAUGUGAAGGGAAGUAUUUAAAAUUCUUGAGAAGAGGCUUGUUCCAGGAUGUUUACCAACAUUCUCCAACAUUCAUAAGAGGAUGUUUUAUACCAUUGUUGGGAAUCUGGAACAUAGUUUUUUUUAACAAGUUUUUUGGGGUGUAAGUUACAUAUAAAAGUCAUUUCAAGGGUAUAAUUGAGUUUUGGCAGAUUCACUGAGUUGUGCAAUCAUCACCGUAAUCCAUUUUUAGAACAUUUUAUAACCUCAGAUCCCUCGUGCCUGUUUACAGUUAAUCCCUAUGCCUACUCUUAGUCCCAGGCAACCACUAAUCAGUUUACGCUGUCCAUAGAGUUGCCUUUUCUGGACAUUUUAUACAAAUGGGGUCAUGUGGUCUUUUGUUUUUCAUUAACAUGUUUCUAAUUUCAUAUUAUAGUGUAUCAGUCCGUUAUUUUUAUUGUUAAAUAAUACCCUAUUUUAUGGGUAUACCCUAUUUUGUCCAUUCACCAGUUGAAGGACAUUUGGGUUGUUUACAAUUUUUGGCUGUUAAAAAGAAUGCUGCUUUGAACAUUGAUGUGUAAGUCUUUGUGUAGACAUGUCUUCAUUUUUCUUAGGUAGAUGCCUGAGUGGCUGACUCAUCUGGUAAAUUUUUGUUUAACUUUUUAAGAAAUUGCCAAAUUGUCUUCUCAAGCGAGUACAUCAUGUUGCUUUCUGAGCAGCACUGUAUGGUCCCAUACAAUCUGGGAAAUACAGAUCCUAAAAUCUAAAGAGAUUCCAUUGACAGAAAAAUUCAGGAAAAGAAUGUAAAAAUCAUACAGAGUGACUCUUCAGUUAAGUUUUCAUUGUAAAAUUACACCUCAAAGGAAUAGAGUGUGUAGAUAUUAGUGGAUUAUUUCUUAAGAAUUUCAUUGACAGAGUCUGAAUAAUAAUUUCUAACUGAUGAGGCAGCUGAAGCCUUGAGUCUGUCAGGUGUCUCUACAUCCUCACUAACCCUGGUUAUAUUAUCUGUUUUUAUGAGAGCCCUCCUAGGUAUUUGAAAUGGUAUCUCUUUGUGGUUUUAAUUUGCAUUUCCCUGGUGGCUAAUGAUGGUGAGAGUCUUGUCAUGCGCUCUUUAACUAUUUAUAAAUCUUUGGGAAAAUAUUUAUUCAAGUGUUUUUUUUUUCCAUUUAAAAAAUUGCCUUAUUGAGUUGUCAUGGUUUUUAGUCUAUGUAAAGGUCUUCUCUCCAGUAUGAACUCUCUAAAUACCAGGUACUAGCCACAGAGAGUGACCUCAAACCCUGCUGCAUGGUAUUUAUCAAAAGCUUGCUUUCAGUAACUACUUCUGUGUAAUUGCCUAAAGGAUAUUUGAUCUGGGCCAUCAUCCAAGUACUUAAAUUCAUUUUUAUGCCCUAUCAGCUCAUCAAGAGAUUUUUAAACUUUUUUUGAUUCCUUAUAGAUUUGUUUUUAUUAACCAGUAUUUGACUUUAUGCUUUUUAUAUACAUUGAUGGGUAUUAAAAUCAGCCCUUUAACACAUUCUAAUUUAAAAUGCAGAUCUUGCUCUUAAAAAUGUUUCUUCUUACGGAGUUUCUGUUGAAGAAACUUCUUUCAGCUCACAGGACAAGAUAAAAGCUUCUCCUGUCAGUGAGUCUACUUUUAUUUACUUAUUUUUGAGUUAGUUUUUAGUGUGGUAAAAUACACAGAACAUAAAGUUGAGCCUUUUAGCCCUUCUUGGGAAUACAAUUCGGUGGCAUGAAGUGCAUUCACAUUGUUGUGUAAUCUUCAUGACUGUCUAUCUCCAGAACUUUUCUGUCAUCCUAAAUGGACACUUAUUAAACAGUUACUCUUCAUUCUGUCCUGCCCACAGCCCCUGGUGACCACUAUUUUACUUGCUGUCUCUCUGAAUUUGAAUAUUUGUCUUUUUGUAUCUGAUUUCUUACACUUAGCAUAAUGUUUUUAAGGUUCAUGAUACAGCAUGUGUCAAAAUUUCAUUACUUCUCAAGGCUGAAUGAUGUUCCAUUGUAUGGAUGUACCAUAUUUUGUUCAUUCAUCCAUCCACGGACAUUUGGGUUGUUUCCACCAUUUUGGCUAUCGUUAGUGGUAUAAAAUAGAGUCCCUAGUUCUAAGCAGAUGUUCUUAAUGGCAUCUAGAAUGGUGAUCCGUUCCAGAAGGUUUUCCAUUUACUUUGCCGAGGUCCAUCAGAGGAAUCACUAUCUGUGCCAGCUAUAGCCUUACAAAACGUGUUUGUUAAAUAAAUAAUAAGACCUGGAAGUUGAAAUUAGUCCUUGAUCCAGGGGCUGCAGAGUAGAUACUGUGUUAGCAGUGAUAAAAACAAAUCAUACAUCUUCGUGAGAGCUCUUGGGUGACCAGGUAAAUUGUCUUUGAGCAGCAAUACUUUGAAGGAAUUUUUUUUUUUUUCUGAGCAGAUCUCAAUAGUGGACUUAGAAAAUUGAGUAAAAACCAUGUGGUAGGAGUGCCUGGGUGGCUCAGUCGGUUACGCAUCCGACUCUUGAU
Molecule: messenger RNA, 6874 nt
Organism: Lynx canadensis (Canada lynx)
Lineage: Eukaryota; Metazoa; Chordata; Mammalia; Carnivora; Felidae
Gene: ZNF483
Product: zinc finger protein 483
Exons: 6
Coding region: 212-2461 (749 amino acids)
Biological process (GO): negative regulation of transcription by RNA polymerase II
Molecular function (GO): DNA-binding transcription repressor activity, RNA polymerase II-specific
Source: RefSeq, a predicted model, not a curated record